CUUUGACUGGUAAAGACCUUUUCUCAAGAAUUAAAUACUUAGUUGACAGGGUAGAUAUACCUGCACCUGUCAAACAGGUUGCACAACUUCAACACGCGCAUAUUCCGUGUAGAACUUAACAAAACAGAUUCAUAGUUUCCUCUUAUAUGCAUUGGAAGUAAAGACAGAGCGUUGAGGAAUGGCAAAGCAGUAUUUUGAAGCCCGUGAUCCUCUCAACUGUUCGAUCUGCUUGGACCAACUUCAGGAUCCAGUAACAAUUCCUUGUGGACACAACUACUGCAUGGACUGCAUUAAAGACUACUGGGAUAAACACGGCAGUAAAGAGACUGGUUAUGGUUGCCCUCAGUGCAGAAAGACCUUUACACCUAAACCAAUUCUCAACAGCAACACUAUGUUUGCGGAGGUGAUGGAGAUGUUUAAAAAGACAGGCCUUCGGGAUUCUUCACCUGCGCAUUUUGAUCGUCCUGGACCCACGGAGGGUAAAAUCUGUAAUGCACAAGAACUUAACAUUGUGAGAGGCUGUCUGCAAUGUGAGGAUUUGCACUUCAAGACCCACCCGAGCCAUCAUUAUGAUGAACACAACAGAGGAAAGCACACAGUAAUUGUUUUUAGUGCGGGACCUCAAAGCAACGCAUGCUCUCUGCACAACAGGCUGUUGGGGGCUUACUGUGGAACAAACCCACAAUUCGUCUGUGCGCAGUGUCUUCAAGAUGCCCACAAAGGACAUGAAGCAUUUAUAAUGGUGCCCAAGAAGAAAGACAAAAAUCAAGAACACACGGCACCUCUAACAAAAAAUGGGCAUAGGAGGAAAUGUAAAACAAGUGGACAUGGCAAAAGAAAGUCUAAUAAGAGCACUUGGCAUAGACAUAGGCACAAUAGUGGCUCACAUGCUAAAAGUGGACAACAAAUUAGCAGUGGACACAGGGUUCACUUUGCACUUGGGCAAAGUCAUGGUGCUGGACACAGGAAGAGUAGAGAUGAGAGUCAUGGACAUUUGAACACGGGUCAUGGUCAUAACAAGAAUUGGCACUAGAAGAACAACUGGAGACACCCAGCUAGCAAUAGCUGUCAUUUUUACCAUUAUAUCUAGAUACAUUUCGGCUACAAGUAAUCUAUUUCAAAAUAAAUUUGAAUUUGGUUACAUUUUGUUUUUGCCAAACUAACUUGAGAGAUGUAUGAUAUAUUCAAUCAUGUAAGUAAAGUCAACUGUGAUUCCAAGGUGUUUCAUUUAUUUUUGAGCUAUGGUUAGACAUCGAAUACAUUUUCACAGACAGCCCAAAUUUUGCCUUGUUUUAGUCUAGACUAGUAUGGGCUUGGAUGGCUAUUAGACAUCUUUUAAAUGCAAAAUUGCUUGCUGGGACUUUUGUAAUAUGUCAGGAGAAAUCACAUGACUUUAAGCAUAAUGUUUCAUAUAGAAGCAUUAUUACUAAAGUUGGAAUGUUGCCUCUGCCAGAUUCAGGUGUCAAAUGUCAAUUUUAAGUACACCUUUAUAGUAGUCCAUUUCUUCUCAACCAGAUGUGUGUGUUCUCUGCUUGAAAUAAAGUGUUAAUUAAUUUUCCAUUUGUGUUUUGAAAAAGCAAAAUUCCUAUGUAUGCUUUCACGGUCACUAUUGUUGGAGGCAUUUUGAAUCUUAUGUGCAUACUUGUAAUUAUCACAAGUAUAUAAGUAAAUAAGUUAACUUACACGUAUUGAAUUUCUUGCAUUUUUAUUACUUCAGAGGAGAGUUACAAAUACAAGUUUGGAUUUUUCUUAAUAUUCAUAUUACAUUACCACAUUCUGUAUUUGUUUCUUACAACAAUCCUUUUUUAUUUAAUAAAAUAUGAAAACCAAACUAAUCUGAGAACACAAUGCUCUAUAAUUAAUAAAAUAAUGUAGAAAAUUGAUGCUUUUUUUUAGGGCUGUCCAAAGAUUAAUCGCAAUUAAUCACAUACAAAAUAAAAGUUUGUGUUUGCAUAAUAUGUAUGUGGGUGUAUUAUGUAUAUAUAAAUACAUACACACAUACAUGUAUGAAUUUAAGAAAAAUUAUAUUUAGGUAUAUUUUUAUUUA
Molecule: messenger RNA, 2047 nt
Organism: Misgurnus anguillicaudatus (oriental weatherfish)
Lineage: Eukaryota; Metazoa; Chordata; Actinopteri; Cypriniformes; Cobitidae
Source: RefSeq, a predicted model, not a curated record